Kluyveromyces marxianus DMKU3-1042 is the source of this 1398-nucleotide messenger RNA. RefSeq names its product acyl-CoA dehydrogenase family member 11 (gene ACAD11). The coding region runs from base 1 to 1398 and encodes 465 amino acids. Gene Ontology annotation, molecular function: oxidoreductase activity, acting on the CH-CH group of donors; flavin adenine dinucleotide binding. The transcript has a single exon. Lineage: Eukaryota; Fungi; Ascomycota; Saccharomycetes; Saccharomycetales; Saccharomycetaceae. The record is from RefSeq and is a predicted model, not a curated record.
AUGCCUAACGUCAGCGACAGACCCAAAACUUAUAAGAAACCUGCAUUAGAGGAUGUUGAUCCUAUCACAAACUAUAUACCUGCCAGUGUGUUAGAUAAGUUUGAUGAAAGGCAAUUGGCAAGGUUCAAGAAGGUGAGAAAGUUUGUUGAGUUUGAAUGUUUGCCAUUGGAUACUAUCUUUUUGCAAGAAAGUAUUCUAUUUGAGUAUAAGAAUGAUUGGGAAACAUGUCCUGUCAUUAUUACUCUAAGGAAGAAACUAGAAAGCUACGGUUUACACAAGAUGUUUGUACCCAUGGACCACGGCGGAUACGAUAACUCAUUGAACGAAAAUUGGGAAAUUGUCAACAUGGUUGAGUUUGCCAUGAUUGCUUUUCUAGUUGGAAGGUCAGUAAUCGCAAGUUACCUUUUCCACUUGGAUGAUUUGAUCAACAUGGGGACGAUACAGGUUUUGCUAAGGCAUGGUUGUACUAACCAUGAAAUAUGGGUUCGCAUGAUUAACGAUUUGGUUUCCAAUAAUAUCAAGUCAUGUUUGAUGGUGAGUGAACGUGAUGUGGCUGGAUCCGAUGCUUUAAAUACCCAAACUAAGUGUCGCAUCAUUGAGGGGAAAGAGAAUGAAGCCGAUUCCAUGAUGGUUUUGAACGGUGAAAAAUGGUUUAUCAAGGAUGCCCACGAUUCGGAAGUGUGGUUGAUUCUUUGCGUUACAGAGCCAGAAGAGGGAAACAUUUAUAGAAAGCAUUCUUUGUGUCUUGUUAACAGAAAUGACGUACCGCCAUACACUACAAAGAUAGAAACAAUAGACACAAAUGAAGGAAUUGGUAACUUUUACCAAGUCACUUUUAAAGACUGCAAAGUGCCCUUGAACAUUGUUGGUGAAAGAGGCGAAGGGUAUCAGAUCUUGCAAACCAAAUCGUCGAUAACAAGAUUGUUCCAGUGUUUGAAAUUAUGUGGGAUGGGUCAAGAGUCAUUGAGGCUUUCGAAUAAAAGAGCCGCCGAAAGGAAAGUAUUCGGCUCCAAACUACAAAAGAGUGAAUGUUUCAAGUUUGAGUUGGCCCACUGGCGGAUCAAAGUGGAGACUUGCAAGCUGCUUUGUUUUAACGCCGCAAUAAAAUGCGACUACGAAGGCGUCAAAGCCGCCAGAGAAGAGAUUGGAAUGGUUAAAGCGGUUACUCCAAAGGAAAUAUCAUCUCUGGUUGAUUGGUCUAUUCAGCUACAUGGAUGCUACGGUUUGUGUCCUACACGUACACCGCUAUCCCAUAUGUGGCAAGUGAGCAGAUCAUCAAGAAUCAACGAUGCGCCGGAUGAAUCGUUGAUAGCACAACUGGGAAGAUUGGAAAUAAGUAACUACAAUAAGUUCCAGAAGACGUAUGAUCAAGAAUUACUCGCCUUAGCUGGGAAGUGA